Molecule: messenger RNA, 1295 nt
Organism: Malus domestica (apple)
Lineage: Eukaryota; Viridiplantae; Streptophyta; Magnoliopsida; Rosales; Rosaceae
Product: probable WRKY transcription factor 29
Biological process (GO): regulation of DNA-templated transcription
Cellular component (GO): nucleus
Molecular function (GO): DNA-binding transcription factor activity; transcription cis-regulatory region binding
Source: RefSeq, a predicted model, not a curated record
CAAAGUCAGCUGCCUAGCUAAUACAAACCUCUCUCUGUCUCUCUCUCUCUCUCUCUCUCUCUCUCCCAGAAUUGUAUGCAUGGAGAACUGGGAUUUGCAAGCUGUGGUAAGAGGGUGCAAUACCGAUAUUGAUGAAGUCAUGGAGGACUCCCAAAUACCAUAUUUCUUUGCUCCUUUAAGCCUUCAGGAAGACGACGAGCUUUUUCAAGCUUAUUUUCCUCAGGCCUUUGAAGCCACAACAACUUUAGCUGAAUUGGAGGAGCUUUACAAGCCUUUUUACCCAGUUAAUCAAAUUACAUCCCCACCAACUAUUCUUGCCUCCUCCAUAUCUGUUCCCCAAGAAGUCAUCACAGAAGCACCCAAGCUGAUAAAAAACAUGAAGGAAUCAGCACCUAUUUGUAAAAGAAUAAGCAGGAAGAAUCAGAACAAAAGGGUUGUGAAAGAGGUUAAAGCAGAAGAUCUCUUUUCGGAUGUGUGGGCGUGGCGUAAGUAUGGGCAAAAACCCAUCAAGGGAUCGCCACAUCCGAGGAGCUAUUACAGAUGCAGCAGCUCAAAAGGAUGUUCAGCAAGAAAACAAGUAGAAAGGAGCUGUUCCAAUCCUGAAACGUUCAUCAUAACCUACACUGCAGAACACAACCAUGUUCAUCCAACUCGUCGAAACUCUCUUGCUGGCAGCACCAGAAGCAAGUUCCCUUCAUCUAGAAACAAGGACAAAUGUAGUAGUUCUUCGAAUUCUCCAGCUACGCCUAAUCUUGCCGCAUCCAUUGAAGAUAACCGUGAGUUUGUGGAAAGCGCGGAUAUUAAUAUCGUAAAAGAGGAAGCGAAAUUCUUGGAAGAGGAUGAAAUUAGUAAUGAAAAUGUCGUGUUGGGUACUAUGGUGAGUGAUGAAAUGUUCCAAAGCUUAGAGGAUUUGGAUAGAAAGUUGGAACCAGUCAUGGAAGGUUUGUUUUCGGAUCAAUUUUUGGACAAUUUUUCAAGUCCUUGGUUCAAUAUUAAUGGCCACUCUAGUACUGUAACCGGUGCUUGCUGAUUCACCAGAAGCCAUGCAUUAGAGAAAGCAACAUUUGGUUGGUUUAUAUCAAAUUUGUAUCAUCACUAUAUUUUCCUAGCCCAUGCAAGUUUUCUUUUAUUUAGGUCUAGCUUUUUACAGAUGGAAGAUGCGAGUAGCAAGUCAACAAAGUUGAUGGACAUGAAAUUGUAACUAAUCUCAAUAAUUAAGGCUAUUAUGUAUACGGACAUGGAUUAGAAUGGUAUCAUCUCUUAUUUUCAAAUAAUUGGUGAGCUUAUAUGCACCA